Messenger RNA from Suhomyces tanzawaensis NRRL Y-17324, 1350 nucleotides. It is a transcript of the gene TRY4, whose product is annotated as Try4p. Gene Ontology annotation, molecular function: RNA polymerase II cis-regulatory region sequence-specific DNA binding; DNA-binding transcription factor activity, RNA polymerase II-specific. Lineage: Eukaryota; Fungi; Ascomycota; Pichiomycetes; Serinales; Debaryomycetaceae. Gene Ontology annotation, cellular component: chromatin. The transcript has a single exon. The annotation marks the transcript as partial. Gene Ontology annotation, biological process: regulation of transcription by RNA polymerase II. The record is from RefSeq and is a predicted model, not a curated record.
CCCACUGUACCCCACCUUUCUAGUCACUUUACAAAAAUGCGGGGUGGCCAUCGCACAAAAGCGUCCCCUCCUAUUUAAUAGGACGGUGACUGGCAUACACACCGCCAGAUUGGCACAUUCGUAUAUAGUUGCUGAAUCUGCACCGGUAGUUCAGUUUGGCAAAUUAGUCAAGAUAGAAAGAUAAAUCAGCAGAAACAAAACGACCGCCACACUAGACGGCCUACAGACAAGACGAGACAUUCGCUGGAGCCCCCACAGACCUCCAGUCACUACAACUGCAGUCACCAUAUCUCCAGGACACCUGCAGUCACUACAAGCACCAAGCGCAUCCCCCCAUGGCAGACCCCGUCUCCCCCACCGGCCCUCCCUACCCGGAGGACCACCCCAGGCCCAACUACGGCUCCAAAACAGCCUCCGGAAAUCCCAGAAUCUACAAUUGCAAGCAGUGCAACCGCGCCUUCACCAGAGAGGAACACCUCACCAGACACACCCUCUCGACCCACAACAAACUCAAGCCGUUCACCUGCGGUAUCUGCCAGCGCCCGUUCUCCAGAAGAGACUUAUUGCUUCGCCACGCCAAAAACCUCCACCAGGGCUCCGAGUUGGCAGUCAGCAGGAUACGCAAGCUGUACCGCCGCAACGAGUCGCACACAAACGCAUCCGACGACUACUUGGACGCUGCAGACACCAGCAUGGACUACAAGGGCGACCCGCACGACACUCCCACUACCCGCAGAAGCAUAGACAACUCCGACUUGAUGCCCACGCCAGCGCCCCCCGCGUUUGUGCCGGAGGCGCCUGCAAUCUCCGCAGUGAUCCACGCCCCCUCCACUGCCAGCUACACUCCCUCCACGCCGCUCCAGGCGCCCCCGCCACCAGGAUACGAGGACCCCCAGAAAAAGCGCAUGAAGAUGUCUGUCAAUAUGUUGGUGAGCUAGUCUUGCCUGUGUAUAAUACCAUUGGGCCCCCGCCUGUAAUGAAUGUCACGUAACUGGCGUAGGGUGGGAGACCGCGUGAUCCGGAUCACGUGAAGCAUUACGCCCUUCUCGUAUGCCUCUGGUAGGCCACGGGAUUACAUAUACUUAACUUAUUCAAUCCAGAGCAAAGAGCACCUGUAAUAGAGCCUCUUGUAACUGCAGUUUUUUGUGGCAGAACAGCGGUUUCAACAAUGGUACAAUAAUUACUGCGGACGGCUAAUGAACAUUACUAGCCUUUUAAUGGCAUUUUACGAUAACGCAGCAUCGUAUGGAUUUCGAUUGAAAUUAAAGUUACGCAAAUUAAAUCAUUUCAGAUUAAAAUUGGGACCAUAAAAAUUAUAAUAUAAAUACCCUGCUUGUUGCCAAAGUAUGA